Messenger RNA from Tarenaya hassleriana, 1292 nucleotides. Its product is annotated as probable tyrosine-protein phosphatase At1g05000. Gene Ontology annotation, cellular component: cytoplasm. The record is from RefSeq and is a predicted model, not a curated record. Bases 167 to 928 code for a protein of 253 amino acids. Lineage: Eukaryota; Viridiplantae; Streptophyta; Magnoliopsida; Brassicales; Cleomaceae. The transcript is spliced from 6 exons. Gene Ontology annotation, biological process: protein dephosphorylation. Gene Ontology annotation, molecular function: phosphatase activity.
UACGUAACGACCAUCUCCCAUACCAAAACCCCCAAAGGAAUAAAACAGAUAAGUGGCAGAAAAAAACACGGGAAGAAUUCUAACUGCUUUCUUCUCCUUCAACAGCAGGAUCUCAGAUUCAGGCAAAAAUCUUCGAAAUUCAAAUCCGUUAGAUUCUUCUGCCGAGAUGAAACUGGUGGAGAAGACCACGGACAAGUUCCUGGUGGUGAAAGAGGAGGAGGAGCACGAGGAAGAUGAUGGCUGCCGUACGAUCGAGGUUGCGGUGGUUGACCGCAGUGAGAUUUCUCCGGUUCCGGCGGCGGCGGAGUCCCGGCUAGUUGUUUCCGGCGAGGAACUUAACCUGAUACCGCCGUUGAACUUCGCAAUGGUCGAUAAUGGCAUAUUCAGGUCUGGGUUUCCUGACUCUGCGAACUUCUCCUUCCUUCAGACUCUCGGCCUUCGUUCCAUCAUAUAUUUGUGUCCGGAGCCAUACCCGGAGAGCAACAUGGAAUUCCUCAAAUCGAACGGAAUUAGGCUCUUUCAGUUUGGCAUUGAAGGAUACAAGUGUGUCCCUGGAUUUGAGAACCCGAUUUGGUUGCGUAAUUGGAGUUCUAAGCAUCAGAAAGAGGGUCCAUUUACAAAUGGAAUUUCGAUAACUUUGGAGCCUUUUGUAAACAUUCCCGACGAUAGAAUCCGCGAAGCACUCAAAGUCCUUCUCGAUGAGAAAAACCGUCCUGCUCUGAUUCAUUGCAACCGAGGAAAGCAUCGGACGGGUUGCCUUGUCGGGUGCUUGAGGAAACUCCAGAAAUGGUGCUUAACAUCGAUAUUCGACGAGUAUCAGCGAUUUGCAGCGGCCAAAGCGAGGGUUUCAGAUCAACGGUUCAUGGAGUUAUUCGACAUUUCGAGCUUGAAGCAUAUUCCCAUGUCUUUUUCUUGCUCCAGGAGGUAAAAGCCAAGACUUGUUUUAUAACCCAUCCGUUGGCCCAUCCAUAUAUACGCCUUUGCUGAAUAAAAGAUUAGGAGAGAUUCGUGAGUUCUUGUGUUGCGUUUCUUGCGCCGACGAGAGAAAAUCAUUCUUCUUUCCCUUUUCCUUAUUUGGAAUCAAUAAUCGUUUUUCAUUCUCUUUUUGGAAGGUGAGUGCAAGCAUUCUAGGUACAGUAGUAAUGGCAGAUUAUAUACGUAUACAAAUACGUAUAUAUAGGAAUCAGUGUCAGUAGGAUUCUGAGGCAUGACAUGGGUCACCGGAAAAUUUGUAUUCCGGCUAUGGUUUUGUGAUUGUGAUGACAAGCCUCAACCGGAAAACUUGCACGUUA